AGAGAGAAAGGGAAAAAGAAUAUGUGCGCAUUGAUCAUCACUCACUCACUCACAAUCUUCUAUAGGCCCCGCCAUUUUAAUUCCCACUCUUCCCUUUCAAUAUUUAUACAGCCACUCCAAAUUCCAAAUUUACCAGUCCCCACUUUCCAAUAAAUUCAAUUCUCUCAUAUCGUUUAGUUUAUGUUUAAUAAACCAAAUUCGAAUCGCUCAAUACCACGCACCGUUUCAUCAAAUGCCAACGCCCGUCGGAGUCGCCAGACAAUGCUUAACAACGGAGGCCGCGCGUGCCCUCGACGAGGCAGUUACGGUUGCGCGGCGUCGCGGUCACGCGCAAACGACAUCGCUUCACGCCGUUUCAGCUCUUCUCUCGCUACCGUCGUCGUCGAUUCUCCGCGACGCGUGUUCCCGCGCGCGAAACUCGGCGUAUUCUCCGCGGCUUCAGUUUAAAGCACUUGACCUUUGUCUCUCGGUUUCGCUUGACCGUGCUCCGUCUUCUCACAGCCACGUUUCAUCUGAGCAUGACCCUCCCGUUUCGAACUCUCUCAUGGCUGCGAUUAAACGGUCUCAGGCUAAUCAACGGCGUCACCCUGAUAACUUCCACUUCUAUCACCAAAACCAACAGCAACAGCAGCAGCAACCGUUUUCUGUUUCUUCUGUUAAGGUUGAGCUUCAGCACUUGAUUCUAUCGAUUCUCGAUGACCCGGUGGUGAGUCGGGUUUUCGCUGAAGCGGGUUUUCGGAGCUCCGAUAUUAAGCUUGCUAUUCUUCGUCCUCUGCCUCACAUGUUCCGUUCCCGCGGCCCGCCGAUUUUUCUUUGUAACUUGUCGGAGCCGCCGCGCCGGUUUCCGUUUUUUUCGAACUUCGGCGAUGAGGAUGACGGCGAGAAUUUCAGGAGGAUUGGGGAGCUUUUGGUUCGAAGUAGGGGGAGGAAUCCGCUACUUCUCGGAGCGUGCGCGAGUGAUGCGCUGCGAAGGUUUACUGAGGCGGUAGAGAAACGGAGGGAGGGGGUUUUGCCGUUGGAGCUUUCGGGGUUGCGCGUGGCUUGUAUUGGGAAGGAGGUGGAGAGUGGUGAUGUUGAGGUUGUGGGUUCGAGGGUGAAGGAGAUUGGGCGAAUGGCGGAGCACUGUGUGGGGCCUGGUGUGGUGGUGAGUUUGGGGGAGUUGAAGGGGUUUGUGAGAGAGGGUGGUGAUGGUGAUGGUGAUGAUGGUGUUAUGAAGUGUGUGAUUGGGGAAUUGGGGAAGUUGUUGGAGGUUCAUUAUGAUAAGUUUUGGUUGAUCGGUGCUGCAGCUAGCUAUGAGAGCUAUUUGAAGUUUGUGGGCAGGUUUCCUUCUAUAGAGAAAGAUUGGGAUUUGCAGAUUCUGCCUAUCACCUCUGUUAGGUCUUCUGAAUCGUAUCCGAGACCCAGGUCCAGCUUAAUGGAUUCAUUUGUACCAUUUGGUGGCUUUUUUUCAUCACAGUCUGAUUUAAAAGGUCCACUAAAUGGCUCAUUUUAUUGUGUUCCCAACUGUCAUCAGUGUGGUGAAAGGUGUGAGCAUGAAGUCCUUACUGCUGCAAAGGAAAGAUUUUCUGCUUCAGCUGCCGAUCUGUGUCAAUCUAACAUGCCUCCGUGGUUGCAGAUUGCUGAAUUAGGCACAGCAAAAGGAUUGAAUGUUAAGACCAAAGAUAAUGGUGUUUUGCUGGAUAGUGGUGAGUCUGGGCUCCCGCCUAAGAACUUGGGCAAGAUGUGCCAGCAUCUGCACCAGCGAAUCCCUGAUGCAAAUACUUGUCCAACUGUUUUGGGGUUUCAUUGUGUUGCUGACAAUAAAAAGGAAGAUGCCGAAAACUGCAGCAGCAAAAUUACAGACAAAUCACCUAGUGAAUACAUUAAUCUCAACUCGCAUGUACCCAUUGGCAUGAAAAUGAUGUCUACGUCACAAUCAAGCAGUCCUUUUCCUGCAGUUUUCCAAGCCAAGCAGGGGAAACGUAGUUCAAAACUUGCUGAUAUGUUCCAGAAAAUGGAAGAUCACGAAUCAGGUGACCUAAGAUCAUGCAACAUGUCCAAUUCAAGUGUGUGUGAUGGUAGUGAAAUGUCUCCCACAUCUGUAACUUCUGUAACCACAGAUCUUGGGUUAGGAAUAUGCUGUUCUCCUACCAGCAAUAGAUCAAAGAAACCAACUGCUCAAUACUCAAUGGAGCCUCCAAAGGAAAUCCCCAGUAGAUUUUCUUCAAACUUUAAUUUGGUUGAUGGGAAUAUCUUCAAGCAUCCAUCGGAAUCUUCAUCCUGCUUGAGUUUUGACUAUUGUGGACAAGUUGAUGCAAGAAAUCCCAAAAUUCUUUUUGAAGCUCUUUCCAAGGAUGUAAGCUGGCAAGAUGAAGCCUUACGGGCUAUCGUCAAGACAAUAGUCUGCAGCCCAACAAAAGGGGUUACACACCGUGGAGCAAAUCAGCCAGGGAUCAUACGGAUGAAUUUUGUGGGACCUGAUAGGCUCGGUAAAAAGAAAGUUGCCGUUUCUUUGGCUGAGUUAUUGUAUGGGAGCCGGGAAAACUUUAUUUUUGUGAAUCUAAGUUCUGAAGAAAUGAAAAGAUGCAAUGUGAAAUUCAGAGGGAAGACUACUCUUGAUUUUAUCGUAGGGGAGUGUUGCAAGAAACCCUUGUCUGUAGUUUUCCUUGAAAAUGUAGACAAGGCAGAUAUUGUAGCUCAAAAUAGCUUGUCUCAAGCCAUCAAGACAGGAAAAAUUACAGACUCACAUGGACGAGAAGUUAGUGUAAACAACGCAAUGUUUGUUUUUUCUUUCUUGGAAUACCAAAAUAGUUCGAUGCUAACAGGGGAACCUUCCAACUACUCUGAGGAAAGAAUACUGAGGGCAACGGGGGGAGGUAUCAAGAUAAAGGUUGAACAAGUGAAUGGAGACACUAGAAGCCAAAGCAUCAGUGUAGCUAACAGUUCAAUAGACUCCAUUCCUAAUCAAAUUUUCCUAACCAAACGAAAGUUGAUUGGUGAUAAUGAAUUUCAUGACCCACAUUUACUCUCUGAUACGGCUAAAAGGGCACAUACAACGUCAAAUUGGCUUUUAGAUUUGAAUCUUCCAGCUGAAGAGAAUGAACUGAAACAACCAAAUGAUGGAAACUCUGGACAUGUCGCAACAGAGAACCAAAAUCUUUGGUUACAAGUUUUGUGUGAUCUGGUUCAUGAUACAGCUGUUUUUAAACCUUAUGAUUUUGAUGCACUUGCGGGUAGAAUUUUGAAACUGAUCAAAAGUAACUUCAACAAAAUUCUUGGACUCGAGUGUGCCUUGCAGAUCCAGACAGAAGUCAUGGACCAAUUGCUUGCAGCACAAUAUGUCUCAGAGAGGGAUAAGGAGGUGGAGAACUGGGUGGAGCAAGUUCUUUGUGAAGGGUUUACUGAAAUACAGAGAAGGUACAACGUCUCUGCUAGUUCUAUUGUGAAACUUACUACAUGUCCAGAGCAAACUCCUUGUGUACACCUUCCCCCAAGGAUAAUUUUAGACUGAAUUCCAACCAGCAAAUGUUGUCUUUUCUAUGCGGAUGUAUAAUUUAGCUGUAGCAUAUAGUAAAACUAAUUUAGCCUUUAAUCCUAUUAUUUUGUUUGGUUUCUUUCUCUAGGUUUUAAUUGUGUAUAAUAUGUAAUCUGCAGUUAGUGCUUUGUGUGAUUAUCCUUUGCAUAUUAAAUCGAAUGCCUUCUUUGUUGGCUUUUUUUUUUUUUCAAGUUGUUACAAUAUACAUGUACUGAUGAAUCUAUUUCGGCCCAAAAAUAAGAGGUGUUUUAUGUUCU
Messenger RNA from Abrus precatorius (Indian licorice), 3771 nucleotides. RefSeq names its product protein SMAX1-LIKE 8-like. The transcript has 3 exons. Gene Ontology annotation, molecular function: ATP hydrolysis activity; ATP binding. The coding region runs from base 233 to 3490 and encodes 1085 amino acids. Lineage: Eukaryota; Viridiplantae; Streptophyta; Magnoliopsida; Fabales; Fabaceae. The record is from RefSeq and is a predicted model, not a curated record.